This is a messenger RNA of Scutellospora calospora, 573 nucleotides long. Lineage: Eukaryota; Fungi; Glomeromycota; Glomeromycetes; Diversisporales; Gigasporaceae. The record is from the annotation of a GenBank genome assembly.
AUGUCAGAAAAAAAUAGAACAGAGUUGAGGUAUUCAGAUUACUGGGCUCGGGAUUCUCUCACCUGGAGCGUAAAUGAUUGGGAUGUUUAUUUCAUCAGAAAGCAUCCAUAUUUUGCAACCCCACAUAAAUCUCACUUGGCCUUAUCUGAAGAAAUAAGAUCUAUAAAGCGAAUAUAUGCAGAUAUAGAACAUCCUGCUAAUAAGGCGUCCCAAAGAUUACUGAACGAAUUGAAGGAAAACGAGAAAAACAAAAAAAUUUGGGAAAGAUGCGACAAAUAUGUGUCCUUAGACAUUGAAUCUCAAUUGGUUGACAUUGAGUUAUCUCUUGAUAAGAAAAAGGGCAUUCGAGAUGGUCUAAAUAUAGCACGCAAAGGAUUUAAAAUAUACUCUGAGAUGGAUUUUGAGUCUGUAGAAAGAGAGCGGAAAAGACUUAAAGCACAUGCUGGAAAUGUACUUGCAGAUAGCACGGUGCUACACAGACCAUCCCCGAAUUUCAUUAUAUCGGGUGAUAAUGAUAAAGAAAAAAUAUCUUUAGACGAUAAUAUUCCAGAAAAUUGCGUUCUGGUAGAAUAG